Aureobasidium uvarum is the source of this 789-nucleotide messenger RNA. The record is from the annotation of a GenBank genome assembly. Lineage: Eukaryota; Fungi; Ascomycota; Dothideomycetes; Dothideales; Saccotheciaceae.
AUGGCGUUGGAUAUGCCACCAACCAAAUUGAUAAUAGCCUAUGUGCUCGACUGGGUCUUACUCAUUUUCGCACUUGCCUUUUUCAUCACCACGGGCAUCAAGAAUCUCAUUGGAAAACCGCGACCGGAUCUGUUGGCUAGAUGUCAACCUGAUUUGAACGAUAUCGCAGCGCAUGUGGUUGGCGGUUACGGCCAAGACAUCUCGCAAAGAUGGACCUUGGUCAGCUCGUCCAUUUGCACGCAAACAGAUCGCAAACUCUUGAAUGAGGGUUUCCGCAGUUUCCUCAGUGGACACUCGUCGAUGAGUUGGUCAGGCCUNUUUUACCUCUCCCUCUGGCUGGCCUCCAAAUUCAACAUGCUGAUCCCAUAUCUCGGCCACGGUGCNCCUCCAAGACGCAACGAUGAAGACGAUAUCGAACAAGAAGCCAGAGAGCGUGCAGCCGCGCCUCCAGUCUUUGGUGCCAUCAUAGUGCUAAUUCCUGUAUGUCUCGCCUUUUUCAUUUGCUCGACCCGCUAUGUGGAUUUCAAACACCAGGGUAUCGAUAUCUUUUCUGGUGCCGUGUUGGGUAUCAUGACUUCUUGGAUUGGAUUCCGUUGGUAUCAUGGAAGUCUGACCAGAGGACAACCUUGGACAUGGAGUCCUAGAUCAAAGGACCGUGCUUUUGCUGUUUCUAGUGGGACGAAUGGGUGGAUUGGCGAUGGGAUUGUGAUGAGGGAGAGGGUGCAGAGGGGUAGGGAUCUUGAUGUUGACGUCGAGGCUGGUAAUUCUAGUGUUCCUGCUGUCAAAUAA